AUGUUAACAAUAAGUGUAGGGCUUGUAUUUUUUGCUGCAUCUCUGCUGUUUGUAGAGUUUCUGAAACUGCAAUGGAAGCGAAGACAACUUCCUCCUGGACCAACUCCAUACCCCCUCUUUGGAAAUCUGCUGCAGAUGAAGUUCCGAAUUCAUCAUGACAUCCUUAAAAAAAUGAGCAAACUUCAUGGUAAUAUCUUCACCUUAUGGCUUGCAAACACGCCUGUGGUUGUCCUGCAAGGGUACCAGGCAGUGAAGGAGGGUAUGACUGCGCAUGCUGAAGAGGUUGCUGGAAGGCCACAAAACUUAGCCUUCGAAAUGUUGACUCAUGGAAGGGGUGUUAUGUUCUCUAACGGUCAUCUUUGGAAGCAACAGAGGCGUUUUGGACUUGUAACAAUGAGGAAAAUGGGAGUAGGGAAAAAAGACCAGGAUUGUCAAAUACAAGAGGAAGCCUGUCGCCUGGUGGAAUACUUGCGGGAAACAAAUGGAAAACCUCUGGACCCCACGAUGCCCAUUGUUCAUGCUGUCUCAAAUGUGAUUUGUGCUCUGAUUUUGGGACAUCGCUUCUCUAUAGAAGAUGAAAAUUUUCGCCGCUUGAUUGAAGCUGUUGAUGAUAUAUCAGCAUUUAUGAACAGCAGCUGUUUUUAUGUACAUGAUCAGAUUCCCUGGUUUGCAGACCGUUUUCUAACACCAUGUAAGAAGACUUUUUCCAGUGUAAAUUUUAUGAGAACUCUGUUAGCAGAGGAAAUUGAAAGCUACAAAGAAAAAGGAAAAGCAGAUGAAAGUCAAAAUUUUAUUGGUUAUUAUUUGGAUCAGAUAGCUAAAACUGAAAGAGAUGCUGAUGCUACAUAUGACAAGGAAAACUUGAUUCAGGCUAUUUUUGACCUCUUUCUGGCUGGUACAGAAACUACAGCUACCACUUUACGUUGGGCAUUGCUUUAUAUGGUGGUUUAUCCUGAUGUUCAAGAGAAAGUCCAGAAGGAGCUGGAUGCUGUUCUGGGUCGUUCCAAUUUAGCUUGCUACAUGGACAGAAAAAGGUUGCCCUAUACAAAUGCUGUAAUUCAUGAGAUCCAGCGAUACAGUAAUAUCAUCUUAAUUGCACUUCCCAGACAGACUGUGAAGGACACAGAACUGCUGGGAUAUCCUAUUCCAAAGAACACCAUAGUUCUAGUAAAUAUUGAUUCUGUUCUGUCUGAUCCUGAAAAAUGGGAAACACCUAAUCAGUUCAACCCAGGCCACUUUCUGGAUAAAGAUGGAAACUUUGUACACAGAGAAGCAUUCUUACCAUUCUCAAUAGGGAGCCGUGUAUGUAUGGGGGAGCUUUUGGCAAGGCUGGAGCUCUUUAUUGUCUUUUCCACUCUGUUGAGGGCAUUCAGGUUCACCCUGCCCGAUGGAGUGAAAGAAGUCAACACAAAGUUUGUUUUUGGAAGUACAAUGAAGCCACCUCCAUACCAGCUCUGUGCUAUUCCUCGGUAG
Molecule: messenger RNA, 1473 nt
Organism: Cygnus olor (mute swan)
Lineage: Eukaryota; Metazoa; Chordata; Aves; Anseriformes; Anatidae
Product: cytochrome P450 2C25-like
Exons: 9
Coding region: 1-1473 (490 amino acids)
Biological process (GO): arachidonate metabolic process; xenobiotic metabolic process
Cellular component (GO): intracellular membrane-bounded organelle; cytoplasm
Molecular function (GO): oxidoreductase activity, acting on paired donors, with incorporation or reduction of molecular oxygen, reduced flavin or flavoprotein as one donor, and incorporation of one atom of oxygen; heme binding; iron ion binding
Source: RefSeq, a predicted model, not a curated record